CAUACAUUUGUACCGAUACUACCCAAAUGUUUGAUCGAGUAUUUGAAUGCGCCCACUCCAUUCCUGUACGGGAUUCACACCGACUAUCGGCAUUUGCUCCCUGACUUGUACGAUGUUUUUGUGGUCGAUUUGGACGGUGGCAGUGUCGCCUGUCCCGAGAACCUCCCCGUUCCACAGCUGCCCGAACCGUAUUUCAACGAGGUCGUGGAAAGCCUAUUUCAGAUUCUCAGCCCGGAAUUGCUCACAGCGGAUCAUGUCUAUCCACCGAAACCGCAAAAUCCCAGUCGUGAUCUGGUCGUGCAAGAUAAACAACUUCGGGCCGUGUUCAUUCGGCUAUUCGCUUCACUGUUCGCCGGCUAUCGAUCGUGUCUGAGUAUCACACGAAUUCACCCCCAGCCGGUGAUUCAUUUCAACCAGACAUGGAUUGAUCGGAAAGUGCGUUUGAUUCCCCGAGGAAAGUGCGUUCACCAUCCACCGCGCUUCCGCGUAGGUCUUGAAAAGCCGAACUGGGACACACUGCACUGCUCAAAUCUCUCGACUAAAUUGUGUGACCAAUUGAUUGAACAAUUGUUGUGUGGAAGAGCCCCAUCAAUAGCCGAAGCGACGGAGCAGUUCCUGCAUUCGGUCGGAUGCGGCAGAUGCACUCAAAACCUCGACUGGUGUAUAUACCCUUUCGAGAUCACUUUGGGCUAUGAUUUUGUAGCUGAACGUGAACUGAACUAUCGCGGUGGUCAUCACUCAAUGUUUGCCGUGACCUAG
Molecule: messenger RNA, 759 nt
Organism: Echinostoma caproni
Lineage: Eukaryota; Metazoa; Platyhelminthes; Trematoda; Plagiorchiida; Echinostomatidae
Source: the annotation of a GenBank genome assembly